AUGACUCCACAGCUCAGUCGACCCUGUGAGGCGCUGAGGGCUGAUGAAGCCUUGUCGCUGAGCCGUGCAGACAGCAAGUGGUGCGUCGAACUGGCGCAACCUACCAUUUGGCAAAGAUAUCUGAAUGGACCGCCUGAUCUGCUUGCCCGACCAGUGCUUUCAGACGGCAAUGCCGGGGCGCUGUUCACUGGACCGUCAGUCCACCCCGAGAACUACCGCGCCAUCGUGGCUGCGUUGCGGAAGCCUGGCUGGUUCCGGCACUACAGAGGCAUGAAGAGACUGGCUGAUGUGGGUCAGCUGAAAGAGCAGCUUGGCGGUCCACAUGGGACCAUGCAGGCACUACGACAUGACCUGAGAGCCCAAGCUCUCGGGCGGCAGCUCCAGGCGCGCUGGAGUGCCGCGUGUGAAGCACGAACCCCCACAAAGAGGCCCCGGAGGCGGGAGAUCGCAACUCCACCGAAGAGACGGCGAGCUUCAUCGCAAAUGCUACGAACUCCAAAGAAAGCUGCGAAACCAUCUGUCACAGACCUGGCCUCCAGACUCAAGGCCACGCCAUCGGCUCGACCACCAGCUCCUGAGAAGCUGCCCAGUCGUCCAGUUUGCGCGGCACCUUCCUCCUCUUCCUCUUCUUCCUCUUCCUCUUCAUCGUCCUCAUCGUGCUCAUCACGCUCCUCAUCCUCAUCCUCGCGCUCCCCGGGUCCAUGCAGGGAGCCUCGCACUCCUCCUCGGACACCUUCUCGGCAGAGUCGCCGGAUGCCAUCUAGGACACCUCCUCGCGUCGCGCGACCAAUGGUGCAGGCAGUGGGCUGCAGCACGCUUCGGUCAGCUACAGGCAGUUCUCAUGGACGGCCAUGUGAACUCACUCCAACCAAGAGCAGCCAAAUGAGCAUGUUGCUGCGUAACCCAAGUCCAGCUCAGAGGAAAGUCUGA
Molecule: messenger RNA, 930 nt
Organism: Symbiodinium pilosum
Lineage: Eukaryota; Dinophyceae; Suessiales; Symbiodiniaceae
Source: the annotation of a GenBank genome assembly